This is a messenger RNA of Fusarium falciforme, 651 nucleotides long. Its product is annotated as F-box domain-containing protein. Bases 1 to 651 code for a protein of 216 amino acids. The transcript is spliced from 2 exons. Lineage: Eukaryota; Fungi; Ascomycota; Sordariomycetes; Hypocreales; Nectriaceae. The record is from RefSeq and is a predicted model, not a curated record.
AUGAGCGAUUGUCGCUCGAAGCAACCCCCCAAGGUUCUUCAAAACUCCAACAGCUGUUUCACGUCUGUCGUGCUGUCCAAAAUCCGACGCAUUAGGGUGUCCGUCGGGAUCCCUGGUCGAACACGCAGCCCUGAUCAUGUCUCCGGGCUUCGCUUCGAGUUUUGGGACUCUAAAGUCCCGGUCUAUGUUGGCCAAUGGUUCCACGAGGUUAGCAGCUUAUGUGUCGAGCGCGGUGAAAGGAUUACCGGCUUUACCUUCUGGCAAGCACAGGAAAGCCACCCGAACGAUGCCGAUUUUGAUAACAGCGGCAGGAUCACUGGGAUCAGGAUUUCCAAGCUGACUCUCGGGCAUAAAGAAAUUGCGUUUCAUUUCGGAGGUAAAGAUGACAUACUUGUGUACUCUUUCGUUGAGAACUCCUACGAGAGAUUGAGUGGCCUUGCAUGGAGCUUUGAUCACCAGUGUGGCUACAUCUACGCCUGCACCCAGCCUCGUCCAGGAACCUCUUUGAUGUUACACGGCAUUACCGACAGCCGCAUGCCGGGUAUGCUAUGCUGGCAGUUUCAGGGUAGCAAGGGAAACUGGCUGCAAGUUUCCGGUAUUGACGCCUUUUUCAUUGACCGCAAAUUCUCGGGACUCGUAUUCGAGUACUGA